This is a messenger RNA of Thalassophryne amazonica, 1569 nucleotides long. Its product is annotated as monoacylglycerol lipase ABHD2-like. Gene Ontology annotation, cellular component: sperm plasma membrane; sperm flagellum. Bases 264 to 1541 code for a protein of 425 amino acids. Gene Ontology annotation, biological process: sperm capacitation; acylglycerol catabolic process; steroid hormone receptor signaling pathway. NCBI's taxonomy places the organism in Eukaryota, Metazoa, Chordata, Actinopteri, Batrachoidiformes, Batrachoididae. The transcript has 12 exons. The record is from RefSeq and is a predicted model, not a curated record. Gene Ontology annotation, molecular function: monoacylglycerol lipase activity; acetylesterase activity.
GGUGCUGUGUGCUGGUCGGUCAGAGGAUCGAGUCCGGACACGGAGGAGUCCACAAAGUCCACGCGAUCUGCUACAGAGUAAAGCAGCUGGAAGCCAAACAAAGUUCAAACUCGAAGCUCUAUAUGACAUCACUUUUCUACGUGCCCCCAUCAUAAAAACUCUGUUUCCUCGGCUGAAUACCUGUCACUUGAGUUCACCAUCUAAACAGCAUUGAACGUGGUUCCAGCUCACCCAGCUCUUAAAGUAGCAUUGAGGACGGUCUCAUGGACACCUUUGGCCAAGAUUUGCCAGCCAUGUUUGAUGGUGUGAUUCUGGCAGCAGUGGCCACUGUCCUCUACGUCAUCGUUCGCUGUUUGAACCUGACGAGUCCUACAGCGCCACCAGAGCUGACCUACCAGGACACACCGCUCAGCCACUACCUGCUGAAGUCCUGCCCCAUGCUGACCGCAGAGUAUGUUCCUCCUUUGUUGUGGGGGAAGAGCGGUCAUCUGCAGACCGCAAUCUACGGUAAGAUGGGCCGCUUCAACACUCCAACACCCUGCGGACUCCGCAAAUCUCUUCCCAUGCAAGAUGGCGCUACAGCGACCUUUGACCUCUUUGAACCACUUGGGGAGCACAGCACAGGAGAUGAUGUCACCAUGGUUAUCUGUCCUGGGAUCAGUAACCACAGUGAGAAUCACUAUAUUCGGACCUUUGUGGAUCACUCCCAGAGGCAAGGUUACCGCUGUGCCGUCCUGAACCACCUGGGAGCCCUGCCCAACGUGGAGCUCACCUCACCGCGCAUGUUCACUUACGGUUGCACGUGGGAGUUUGCAUCCAUGGUGGAAUACAUCAAAUGUGCCUUCCCACAGACUCUGCUGGUGGUUGUGGGCUUCAGUCUGGGAGGAAACAUUGCAUGCAAGUUCCUGGGUGAGAAGCGAUCCAAUCAGGACCAAGUGCUCUGCUGUGUCAGCGUCUGUCAGGGUUACAGCGCGCUCAGGGCCCAGGAGACCUUCUAUCAGUGGGAUCAGGGUCGGCGGCUCUACAACUUUUUUCUGGCAGACAACUUGAAGAGACUCAUCUUGUCACACAGGAGCAGCCUGUUUGAUGUGACGCGCAGCAGCAUGGAGGCUGCAGACCUGAGCAGACUGUGCAGGGCCACGUCUCUGUCACACAUCGAUGACAGCAUCAUGAGAAAAUUCCACGGCUACAACUCGCUGAAAGAGUAUUACGAGAUGGAGAGCUGCGUGCACUACAUCCAGAACGUCACAGUGCCUCUCCUCCUGGUGAACUCCUCAGAUGACCCCCUGGUUCAUCAUUCACUCCUCUCUACUCCUCGCACACUUGCAGGAAAAAUGAUGAAUGUGAUGUUUGCCCUGACCCAGCAUGGUGGUCACAUGGGCUUCUUUGAAGGAGCAGUGCUGAUCCCUCAGCCCCUCACCUGGAUGGAUAAAGUCAUAGUCCAGUACGCAGAUGCCAUCUGCCGGUGGGAGAAGAAGCAGCCAGCCCACAGUGACAGGACGUUUUACCUGCAGGGCACAGCAGCAGUGCAUACUGGGUAAUACAUAUAGUGUGCAGUAUGACCGGAGG